Messenger RNA from Salarias fasciatus (jewelled blenny), 1421 nucleotides. RefSeq names its product complement component 1, q subcomponent binding protein (gene c1qbp). Bases 124 to 990 code for a protein of 288 amino acids. Gene Ontology annotation, cellular component: mitochondrial matrix. Gene Ontology annotation, biological process: cytosolic ribosome assembly. The record is from RefSeq and is a predicted model, not a curated record. The transcript has 6 exons. NCBI's taxonomy places the organism in Eukaryota, Metazoa, Chordata, Actinopteri, Blenniiformes, Blenniidae.
UGAAGGAGGUCAAUGUGUCCUUCCACACGUGCUGCUGCAGCCACUCCAGCGGGCUCUCGCUGACUCCUCUGCCGGUAAACUAACUCCUCCGCUCAGCUAAAGCCUCUCUUUCCCCUCACAGCCAUGCUGAAGUCCGUGGUCCGCGCGGUGGGAGCCGCUGUCCGCCUCUGCCCGGCUUCCGCGAGCACAGCGCGGGCGCUGCCGCUCAGCUGCCCGGCUCUGUGCGCCCCCGGUUCGGCCACGACGCGGCCCUUCACCCGCUCUCUGUGGAUGCUGAGCAACAGCGGAGCCUCGUCCGGAUUCAGACCCAAACUGUUCAGCUCCAAAGUGCUGAGUCCGGCGGUGUCGUGCGGAUGUGGAGGACUGCACACAGAAGGUGACAAAGCGUUUGGGGAUUUUCUGACUGAUGAAAUCAAAGAAGAGAGAAAGAUCCAGAAAAGCAAAACCCUUCCCAAGAUGUCGGGAGGAUGGGAGCUGGAGAUGAACGGCACGGAGGCGAAGCUCACGAGGAGCGUGUCCGGAGAGAAGAUCUCAGUCACAUUCAACGUUAACAACAGUAUUCCUCCUAACUUUGAGGAAGAGGCAGAGCAGGGACAGCAGAAACCAGCAGAGGAUGAGCCAGAAAUGAUUUCGACACCAAACUUUGUGGUGGAAGUAACAAAACAGGCUGCAAAGCAUUCGCUGGUGUUUGACUGCCAUUUCCCUGAAGAUGAGGUCAGCCACGGUGAGGGAGAAGAGGAGAGCGACAUCUUUGCCAUCCGAGAGGUCAGCUUCCAGCCGGAGGGAGACGCAGACUGGAAGGAGACCAGCUACACACUCAACACAGACUCUCUGGACUGGGCGCUGUACGACCACCUCAUGGACUUCCUGGCCGACCGCGGCGUGGACAACACCUUCGCCGACGAGCUGAUGGAGCUGAGCACGGCCAUCGAGCAUCAGGAGUACAUCCGCUUCCUGGAAGACCUCCAGGGCUUCGUCAAAUGUCAUUAAUGUCGGCAGAUCAUUGUGGCUUCUCUUCACCGGCGGGAGGCUUGGGGGAGAAACUGCGUGGCGGUCAGACGAAAGCACUUUUCGAUCGAAAUCCACGCCCCAAAGACAUGGACGAUGACGAGCUUCAGCGUGUGUGACGGCUGCCUCGUCACUCCUCCGUGUUCUGUUCAAAUGUAAGUUUAUAUUUCUGUAACUUAACCAGAUGGAAUAAAUGUAUUAUGUAAAGCUCACAGAGGAGGCAGCAGGCGACGACGGCACCAGGAAGUAGAAAUUACGCUUCACAAACUUAGCUCUUUGUCAGUUUGAAAUCAUUCAAUCUUACUGCCGACCUGCUUUCUGUCUUUCUUUGGCUAAUCUGUAACUCAAGUCCAGGUUUGCUUGUCCUGUCUGUGUGUUCGGAGGAUUGAAGGUCAAUUAAACAGUUUGAUAUC